UGUGAGCUUGACAGGGUAAGAACUGAACCCAACACAAACUACAGCAGCACCAGUUCACAAAGCAGAAGAACCCUUAAAAUUACAAGGGAAGAUAUGGUUGACGAGACGGAGAAAUUGGCUUCCAGCGAGGAAGCAGAGAACUCAUUGAUGACCCAUAACGUUGGGGGAGAGGAAUCGGAGGUGGAGGAGGGGGAGAUCGUUGGCGGCGAUUCAGAUGAUGCCGCCAAGGCGAUGGCGCCGCCGCCUCCCAGGCAUCCAUUGGAGAAUUCUUGGACGUUCUGGUUUGACAAUCCUUCUGCUAAGUCCAAACAAGCCGCAUGGGGAAGCUCAAUUCGCCCUAUUUACACUUUCUCAUCCGUCGAAGAUUUCUGGGGUGUUUACAAUAAUAUACACCAUCCAAGCAAGCUGGCAGUGGGUGCAGACUUUCAUUGUUUCAAAAAUAAAAUAGAGCCAAAGUGGGAAGAUCCUAUUUGCGCUAAUGGGGGGAAGUGGACCGUGAAUUUUUCAAGGGGUAAAUCUGAUACUAGUUGGCUCUAUACGUUGCUGGCGAUGAUCGGGGAGCAAUUUGAUGAUGGAGAUGAAAUAUGUGGAGCAGUUGUCAGUGUCCGAGGAAAGCAGGAGAAAAUUGCUCUUUGGACCAAAAAUGCUGCAAAUGAAGCUGCUCAGCUGAGCAUUGGAAGACAGUGGAAGGAGUUUCUGGACUACAAUGAUACAAUCGGUUUCAUAUUCCAUGAUGACGCCAAGAGACUUGACAGGGCUGCCAAGAAUCGCUAUACUGUGUAGUAGUUCAGUGGUUGAAAUUGAAUUCCAAGAGGUUGGCUCUGUCAGAAUGGGGGUGUUUCUCCUUAACAUGAAAUAUCACCACUGACUCGACUUCCCUCCUUGUUUAGGUCUUUAGAUAAUUCUUGUGGGAGUUAAAUACGACGAUAUCUGCGCGUAUUUUAGAGCACCAAGUCAACUCCUAUUGUAUUCUGAUAGGCUGGCUGAAAUUUUUCUGGUGAUAAAGUAGAGAAGAUGGAACCGAGUUGAAUUUAUGUUCUACUCCUACAUUUGUACCUUGUUCAGUUGGCUUAGCCACGCGGCUCAAGGGCCUUUUCUCUCGGGCUUGUUUGAGCAUUUGUUAAGUUUAUUUAUUAUGAUAUGCAAUCUCCUUCUAUACUAAA
Messenger RNA from Sesamum indicum (sesame), 1163 nucleotides. Its product is annotated as eukaryotic translation initiation factor 4E-2. Lineage: Eukaryota; Viridiplantae; Streptophyta; Magnoliopsida; Lamiales; Pedaliaceae. The record is from RefSeq and is a predicted model, not a curated record. Gene Ontology annotation, molecular function: translation initiation factor activity; RNA 7-methylguanosine cap binding. Gene Ontology annotation, biological process: translational initiation. Gene Ontology annotation, cellular component: cytoplasm; eukaryotic translation initiation factor 4F complex.